GAGAGAUGUUAUCGCUUUAUCCAGCAAUAUGCCAUGUCAACGCUGAGUUAGCUUGCAUUGUCUUGCUGCAAAUUUCUUGGCAAGUAACUGGACCUUUUUAGAAGCUGUUACAUGGGUGGAGUUGAUUUGGCAAAGCCUCCAGUAAAUGAACCGAGGGAACCGGAACAGUUUCUAAUGCAGGCGCCCCAGGGAAAUCCACUGCUGCUUUCCCACACCCUACAAGAGCUAUUGAGCAAGGAUAGUGUGCAGGUGGAGCUUAUACCUGAGAAGAAGGGCCUUUUUCUGAAACAUGUGGAAUAUGAGGUUUCCAGCAAGCGAUUCAGAUGCUCAGUGUACAGACGAUAUAAUGAUUUUGUGGUAUUCCACGAGAUGCUGCUUCAGAAGUUUCCAUAUCGUAUGGUACCAGCACUUCCGCCAAAGAGGAUGCUGGGAGCUGACCGAGAAUUCAUAGAAUCUAGAAGGAGGGCUCUGAAGCGUUUUAUAAACCUGGUGGCACGGCAUCCCCCUUUCUCAGAAGAUGUGCUCUUGAAGCUUUUUCUGUCCUUCAGUGGCUCAGAUGUGCAGAAUAAGCUAAGAGAGUUGGUCCAGGGAGUGGGAGAUGAAUUCAUGACUUGCCGACUCGCUACCCAAGCCAAGGACUUCCUUCCAGCUGACAUUCAGGCCCAGUUUGCUGCCAGCAGGGAGCUCAUCAGAAAUAUUCAUAAUAGCUUUUAUAAGCUUCGGGACCGUGCGGAGAGGAUAGCUUCUCGAGCCAUUGAUAAUGCCUCAGAUCUCCUCAUGUUUGGAAAGGAACUAAGUGCUUUGGGCUCAGACACUACGCCGCUUCCUUCCUGGGCUGCUUUGAACAAUAGCACAUGGGGGACUCUGAAGCAAGCCCUGAAGGGUCUAUCUGUUGAAUUUGCACUUCUGGCAGAUAAGGCUGUGCAGCAGGGUAAACAGGAAGAGAAUGAUGUGGUGGAGAAGCUGAACCUUUUCCUGGAUUUACUCCAGUCCUAUAAAGACCUGUGUGAAAGACAUGAGAAGGGGGUAUUGCACAAGCACCAGCGAGCCUUGCAUAAGUACAGCAUGAUGAAGAAGCAGAUGAUGAGUGCCACUGUGCAGAACAAGGAACCGGAAUCUGUGGAGCAGUUGGAGUCUCGGAUUGUGGAGCAAGAAAAUGCCAUCCUAACCAUGGAGCUGCGGAAUUACUUUUCUUUGUAUUGCCUGCAUCAGGAGACGCAGCUCAUCCACAUCUAUCUGCCUCUCACAUCUCACAUCUUGGGGGCCUUUGUCAACUCCCAGAUCCAGGGUCACAAAGAGAUGAGUAAAGUUUGGAAUGAGUUGAAGCCGAAAUUGAGCUGCCUCUUCGUGGGAUCUAGCAAUAUGCCAACUCCACCGUUGUCACCUCCAGAGGGAAACUUCUUCUCCAGUUAAUGCUCUGACCAUCUGGGAUGGAGCAAGAAGUGCAGUCAAGGGAGGGGUGGGGUCUCUACCUCCAGAUGUUAGAAUGAAUCCUCCAAACAGCUUUUCUUUUUUUAUACUGCUGCUUUGAGCUGCUCUCUCAUUUAGACAGAUUGGAUAUAGGGCAGAAUACACAGAUAUAAAGACAAUCUCUGAAUUUUGAAGUGCUUUGGGGCAGAUCUGAGUUCAUUGUCCUGCAGACAUUCAUCAUAGGGUCAGAAUGUGACCUGGUGUAGUGGAUGCUGCGGUUUUGUUGCUGAUGCCUCUGCAUCUUGUACAAACAGUCCUCCAAUAGUAUUUAUCUGCACAUAUGCUGACAAACAUCUAAGGUGCUGAGAUGAACAGGAUAUCUGAAGCUUUUGCUUAUAGAAGAGAUAUGCAUUGCCUUUUAAGUUUGGGAGGGCGUAUGUUAGAGGUAUAUGUGCGUAAGGAAAGCUGAAGGCUAUUCCCAGUCCCAUUGGUAGGCGUCUGGAUUUCUUACUGCCUGACCUUAGAGCAAAAUAUGUGAACAUGCUGGUUGGAUUCACUAACCCUGCUGGGUUGGAAUCAGAGCUGCUGUGAGGCAGCAAAUUCCCAUUGAGCCUAAGCAGACUAUAUGUCAAUGUGAUUCAUGUUGCGGUUUGCAGGGCAGCCUAGGGACUUGCUUAUAGCUUUCAGUUUGGGAACAAAAUGACUGGGUUCAGGAGCUCAGAGGAGUGUGCCUGGCGUAAAUGAGAAAAUAAUUGAUUGAAACACUCCUCAGUUGUAAGCCACCCAUAUUAUACAAGCAGUACAGCUACAGGUUAGCUUGCUUGUUUUCUUCUGGAGAUUCUGACAUCCAUCUGUUGAGUAGCAGUUUAGGACUGUUGAAGAGCUGCUAACCCAAAGGCUGGUAUUUCCUCUGGUAAAGAUGAGAUAUCACGUUACACCAGCAGGCUAGAACACAGUACUGAUAAAAUUCAUUAGCCAAAAAACCAGUGCUUAUCUUGAUGUUACUGUCAUUCUCUUUUCUGGCUCUGGAUAGUAUUGGAGUGUUUUUGUGAAGGAGAGAAGACAAUUGAAGAGGUAGUUCUUUAUCUCCCUCAGAAUAGCAUGGCCCUUGAUAAUGGGGUUUUCAAAAUGAUUUCAGAUUGGGAUAAAGGGACUAAACAUUCUCCGUGUCUCACGUUGUAUCACUGGUGACUUUCCUCCAUGAGGCAAAGGGCAGGGGGAGGAGAACUCGCAUAUCAUCUGUUAUCUUAGGAGAAAUUGUGCGUAUCCUCUUAGAGAAUCUGAUAAGUGAAGAAACUGCAAACGCAUGCAGCAAAACUCUGCAUGAACAGGGCUCCCCUGAACCUAACUUCUGUGGGACCAAAUGAGCUGCCAAAGGGGAAUUUGAGACUUGGCUUCUUAGCAUUUGUUUUGAGCGGGUAAAAAGGAAGCAUAUUAAUAAGCAUGAGUGCUCGCUAUCAAACUGGAACCGUUACAGUAUUUUCCCAUUGGGGAACUUCCCCAUUAGCAGGCCAUAUGUUUACAUCCUCCAAUCACAAAAGGCUUUUUCUUUUUUUUUCUUUUUCUUUUUUUUAAUUUAGAAAAAUCAGUGCAACAUAAAAAGCUUCUCAAUUCAGGUGGAAAUGAUGGGUUAGUUUCUUCAGCUAGGAGCAAGAUAAAAAGUUAUUUCCCAAGGUUCAUGAGCCAGGCAUAACCAUUUCAUAUAUAUACAUAUAUAUACAUAUUCAUCAUAUAUAUACAUGCACACAUCUACUUAUAUACAUAUAUAUGUAUAUAUAUAAAGGAAAAAUCUCAAAAUAUGGUAAAAUGCACUUAGUGUGGAUGGAUUUCUUAAGGAGUAUGGGGUGUCUUGUUUAAUGAACUUGUUCAGUAUGCAUUACUAAGAGCUGUUUAUAGCAAUUCAAAUGUUAACCCUUGUAUGAAUUUUUCCUCCUGGAUAUUGGCCUUGUCCAGGGAGACAGCUUAGCUGCAAAUGCCUGUGACAGAUUUGAUUCUCUCUCCUAAAGAUUUCCAAAAUGAUGCAGAAGUGAUUCUGUUCACUGGCCAGAGCAAACUGGAUGGAGAGGUAAAUGUACAGUAACAAGUAAGUACAAAUAAGAUAUCUCAAGAAUGGCACAGAACUUUUUUUUUUCUUCCUGCUUGACCUUGCAUUGGUUAGGAAGAAAGUUUGUGGUUAAAGCAUUACUAGCAUUUUACCAUAUUUUUAAAUGCUUCACUCCUAGAAUCCUUAGAAUGUGCUAGCUGGUUAUGGGCAGUGGCUUCCUUAAUCCUCCCUUAUUAAGCCUUCUUUGCCUGAUGUGUUGAAUAGAUAAAUUAGGAAAACACUGCAUGUUUUGGGGGAAGGUCUGAUAUCUUAUAUGAUGGAUCUUCUGUGUAUGUUGGCUGGCUGGUGUAGACAACUGGGGAUAUAUUCUGCAGGAGCACUUGCAAAGUAUUAGCCUGAAAGGAACAUUGCACUUUUCACCUUUAGAAGUAAGUUACAAUUUCAGACUUUAAAAAAAAAAAAAAAAAGUUGGACUUUGGACUAACUAACUCCUCUUUAUUGUUCUCCUUUAAAGCAAGAAUACUAUAGUCCAAAUGUGGAGACUAUCACAACAUAUAUAUAUAGGUAUACCUCAUGACAUAUAAAAAAACUGGAAUUGCGUUGAUUGGAGAAAACACCCGUUCCUCCGUUGUCAGCCAUUGCUUCUUUGAGGACUACAAAUUUUGUUUUGUUUUUACUCUGUUCACCUAGUAUUUUGAGAACAAAGGCCUACUAUUCUCAUAGCUGUUACAGCUAAUAGCACUUUCAGAGUUUAUUUCAUACUGGACUGUUAAGCUUCUGUGUCAUUUCUAAACACAUAUAUGUACUAUUUCAUACAAGCUUUAGUUUGCAAACCGUAUUUCUGGGAAACUCGUCAGUGUGCAAAUAGCAAUAUCGUGUUUACUUCAAUGUAUGAGGGAGUUCCUUGCUGUUUUUGUCCCAGUUUAGUUUAGGGAUCUGUCAGAUUUGCAGAGAGCAGCAUCAAGUACAGCUUCCUUGCUCUAGAGGAAUGCAGCAGGGGCUCAGUCAAGUUGACUUCAGUUCUCUGUCUACCUUAGUCGCAACGUAGGGGAAACGGAACUAGUUACCUUCAUGCUAUUGCUUUCUAAAGCAAAGAGCCUAGCAUAUAGCAAUAGUGAGAAAAAGACUUCUUGAAGUUAUUAGUUCCAGUAUUGGUAGCCGAAUAGAUUGCAAUAAACACUAAGCAAACCAGAAGACUAGCUGAAGAGCGUGUGCUGGGUACCCAUGAACUGAUGCUUCUCUUAAGACUUAGCGCCAAAGAGUUAACUGUGCCUUCUUGAAUGGAAGCUUUCUGUGUAUGUCUUGACCUCAUGGUGGCUUCCAGGUGUUCAAAACGGUAAUGACAGAAAUGUCCUCUAAGCUUUGUGUCAGUGUCUCUGUCUAAUCUGUCAUGGAGGUACCAGGUUAGUAAACAGCUGAGAGCCUGAAACUUCACCUGAAAAACGUCUUUCUUCCAAAAGGGCUACGUAUUUUCCUCACUCCUAAGGUUACCUCUGCUUCAAGCUGUUGAAGUGGUAACAUAGAGCCUUUCUGACCAAUAUGGAAGAGCUUCCUGAUGUUGAAAGGCUUUCCCCCCUAUUGCAUUUACAAUACAACCUUGAUCUUUAACUCAUCUCUCGCUUUUUUCCCCCCUCCUUCCAUGUUCCUUUUAAGUCCCUGAUGGUAACGUUUUUUAAACAGUGCCUUGCUGCAUUCCAGUGCUUUUACUCAUCAUCUUUGAUCGUGCAAGGGUGUUUAUUCCUGGAAUUUGUAAAAGACUAAUUUGCAAUCCUCAGUGUUGUGAUGUUUCCUAAAAGGCAAAGAUCACCACCUGGGUACAGAAUUUAUUUCAAACACAUCACUCUCCAAAACUGUAGCAGGAGCAAUAAAGAGUCACUACUCUUCCAAAUGGUUAGGGCUAAAACCAGUGCUGGUGAAAGCAUCUUCGUAAAAGGAUUGAACUGGUUGCAGAACAGGGGAUGGCAUUUGCUUUUUUCCUUCCUGAACUCCUGGAGGAAGAGAAAGUAAUUUGCUCUCUGACCAUGCAAUUCAUCAUUUCCACUAGG
This is a messenger RNA of Struthio camelus australis, 5499 nucleotides long. It is a transcript of the gene SNX8, whose product is annotated as sorting nexin 8. Gene Ontology annotation, cellular component: early endosome membrane. Gene Ontology annotation, biological process: early endosome to Golgi transport; intracellular protein transport. The record is from RefSeq and is a predicted model, not a curated record. Lineage: Eukaryota; Metazoa; Chordata; Aves; Struthioniformes; Struthionidae. Gene Ontology annotation, molecular function: phosphatidylinositol binding.